This is a messenger RNA of Stegodyphus dumicola, 2997 nucleotides long. Its product is annotated as general transcription factor 3C polypeptide 3. Gene Ontology annotation, cellular component: transcription factor TFIIIC complex. Gene Ontology annotation, molecular function: protein binding. Gene Ontology annotation, biological process: transcription by RNA polymerase III. NCBI's taxonomy places the organism in Eukaryota, Metazoa, Arthropoda, Arachnida, Araneae, Eresidae. The record is from RefSeq and is a predicted model, not a curated record.
CUCGAGAAUAAAAUACGAUCUGUGAGUUACAUCAAAAUUUUCUGUUCCUGCAAUUUCGAAGAAGCCUAUGAAAUUUGUUCAGAGUUUCUGUCGUUAGGCUGAAAGUCUUAAAUUUUGUAGUAUAAUUAAACUGUACUUUGUUUAUGCUAGUAGCGAAUUGGAAGUUUAUAAAAUUUAUGAUAGAGAUGUAUUCAUUUUUGGCAAAACUGUAGAUUUAUAUGAAAUAUAGAGCCGUAAAAUAAAUUUUGAAAGAUGGAUGAUGAUCCAAUGGAAGGCACAUCUGAACUUUUCGCUUCUGUUUUGAGUGAUGUUACUCCUGAGGAAUGGGAAAACUAUAAACAAAUGAAUAAGUAUGGAAAUUAUAUAGUUGAUUCUGCGAGCGAUGAUGACAGUUGCAUGUCUGAUAGAUCUGUUUCACCAUGUAGAGAGGAAAUGAUAGCCAAUGUUGAACUUGUUGAAGAUGAAGAAGCUGAAGUUGCUAGUGAAGCUUCAGAUGAUGAAGAAAAUGACAGUGGCCAAACAGCAUGGGGUUGUGAUGCUGCUGUUAAAUAUGUUAAUGGCGAAAUUACGUUUUCUGAAUUAAAUGAUAUUAUGGAAAAUAAAAAACCUAACCGCCACCCAAGGAAAAAAAGGCGUACAGAAAGAGAGCCAAAAGAACCAAGGCAAGAGUCCCAGAUAGAAAAAGAACAUAGAGAAUAUGAAAUGGAGCUAAAAAAUAAGAAAAAGAAAGGACGCAGGAAAAUGAGUCAUUUACCAAAAGAAUUAGAAGGUUUAAUGGGAGCCGCCCAUGUAAAGUUUGCUCAAGGGGAAACAGAAGAUGCUAUUAAAAUGUGCAUGGAGCUUAUUCGAUUGGCACCAACUGCUCAAGAACCCUUCCAGACUUUAGGUGUUAUAUAUGAUGCAACAGGGGAACCUAGGAAAUCAUUACAGUGCUAUUUGGUUGCAGCAUGCUUGGACCCUUCUGAUACCGAAGAAUGGAUACGACUAGCAGAUCUUUCACUAGAGCAAAAUAAAAUUGCUCAAGCUAUCAGCUGUUAUAGUUAUGCAAUUCGUAAUGAGCCAGAUAAUGUACCAUUUCUGUGGGAAAGAUGCAAUUUAUAUGAACGAAUAGGAGAUCGAAAAAAAGCUUUGGCUGGAUAUGAACAAAUUUUGAAGCAUUUGAGUGCCCCUGAAGCUGGACAGAAAUGUGUAGAAAUGUCAAGAGAGAUUGCAAAGGUUCAUUAUGAGAAUACUGACUACAUAAAUGCAAUUAAAGUGUUAGAAAUGGCUUUUACUAAGUUCCCUUCACUGAUUACUUCAGAAGAUGUGAAUUUUCUUCUGGAGUUACAACUGAUUCAAAAAUUUUACACAUCAGCCAUAAAGAAUUUUGUUCAACAUUGUGGUGUCAAGCUUCAGAUGCCUGACAGAGAAAUUGAUACACCUGAUGAACUAGAGACUUUCACAGAUGAUGAUUUUAAAGUUGUUUUAAACUGUUAUGUUCCAGAAGUUCUUCCUGUUGAUCUAGCUGUAAAAGUCUUGCUAUGUUUAAUACAUUUGCAGUCUCUAACUGCAGUUCAACCUCUUUUGGAAGCUCUUAUUCAAGAAAACCCAGAAGAUUUUGGAGACUUAUAUUUAGAUGUUGCAGAAGCUUUCAUGGAGAUAAAGGAAUAUGAGUUUGCAAAAACUUUACUUUCUAAGUUGUUAAAAACAGAUAACUAUAAUCUGCCAGCAGUGUGGAUGAAAUAUGCAGACUGUUUGCAUGCUUUAUCUCAUGUAGAAGAAGCCAUGAGUGCAUAUCAAAAAGUUAUUGAAAUGGCUCCCACUUAUCAGGAAGCUCGUCUUGCUUUAUCUAAUAUUCUUCUUAAAAAAGGAAAAAUAGCAGAAGCUGCAAGCAUCUUAAAACAAGAGUAUGAAGAAGGAAAGGAAGUAACAACCCUAGGUAUUGAUGCUCUAUAUCAAAGGUGUAGAUUGUUACAGGCAGAAAAAAGAUGGGAUGAAUUCAUCCAGGCUGCAGUUUUACUUCAAUACAGCCACUGUUAUCUAUUAGAAACUGAAGAAGAAUAUAGUGCUGUUAUGGCCAACCAGACAUCUAAAAGAAGAAAUGAAGCUCUAAGAGAUUUAAAAGCUCAGUCUAAGAAACCAGCACCUGAAUUCAUUGGAAGCAAAAUAUCUUUGUCUGACAUGUGGGAUAUUUUUAAAAUAGUAUCAAAUAAACUCUUGGAACAAAAGCGUUUUGAAGAACUUCAAUGUUUAUCUCUUGCAGCAUUAACAUCUACUAUGUUUAUGAAGAAUCCAGAGAUGGCAAAAGAUUGCGAAUUCCAAGCUCUAUUGAGUUGUUUCUUCAACAAUAGUCACUAUUAUGCUUACCUGUUAGUCAAAGAUCUUGUGAUUAAGAAUAUAAAUAAUCCAAAGGCUUGGAACCUGUUUUGUUUGAUCAUUACACGAAGCCAGGAAAGUAGACAUAAUCGUUUCUGUCUUCGUCUUAUGAUGAAGCAUCAAGAUCAUUUGGCUCUUGGAUUUCUAAAUGGACACAAUGCUAUGAUAUCUGGCACUUAUAAACAUGCUUUGGGUGAAUAUAUGUGCAUUCUCAAGGAACGACCAAAUGAUCCAUUUGCAACAUUUUGUGUUGGUUAUACUUUUAUACAUAUGGCUUGCCAAAAAUUUGCCACUAAGCGCCAUUUUCUUGCUCUUCAGGGAUUUGUUUUCCUGUCUCAUUAUUUGAAAUUAAAAGGUGAAUGUCAAGAGGCAUAUUAUAAUAUUGGAAGAGCUCUACAUCAGUUAGGUAUGAAAGAUAUGGCUAUUCAGUAUUAUAAAAAAGCUCUAUGUGCUCCAGUUGUUAUUAAGGGACCAGAUGAAGAAGUAUUUAAUCUGAAGCGUGAAAUAGCCUAUAAUUUAUCUCUUAUCUAUCAAGCUACAGGUGCAUUGGAUCUUGCAUAUAUGUACUCUCGUAAAUAUAUUGUUGUAUAAACAUUUUAUAUAUAAUGUAUAUACUGCAAAUAAAUGUUUUGAUAUUGGUUA